Raphanus sativus (radish) is the source of this 529-nucleotide messenger RNA. RefSeq lists its product as uncharacterized. The transcript has 2 exons. Lineage: Eukaryota; Viridiplantae; Streptophyta; Magnoliopsida; Brassicales; Brassicaceae. The coding region runs from base 95 to 385 and encodes 96 amino acids. The record is from RefSeq and is a predicted model, not a curated record.
AGUCUCAACAUUACUUAAAUUCCCAACAUUGAGAAAAGUCGCUCGAACAAGUUCGCCGUCGUUAAUCUUAUCUUUUAUCUGCUUCUCCAUCAUCAUGGCGUUGAACACCGGCAUCAGAUCUGUCUCAAGGCUCAUAGCUUCUUCCGAAUCAUCAGUCUCCAGAUCUGUGAGCAGGAGCUUCCACUCAACUGGAGCUAAGAAGAUGAGCGGAGGACAUGGCCAUGACGAGCCUUACUACCUCCACGCCAAGCACAUGUACAAUUUGGACCGCAUGAAGUUCCAAGGCCUCAAGAUGUCUCUCGCUGUGUUCACUGCUUUCAGCAUCGGUGUUGGUGUUCCCAUCUUUGCUGUUGUCUUCCAGCAGAGGAAGACCGCUUCUGGCUGAAUUGAAUCUCUCUUCUCCCCUGCUUGAAUAAUUUGUAUGAAUUCUUAAACUUUUGCUUCUGCAAAAGAGGAUGUUUCUUGCUUCUUUUGGAAUAAUGAUAAUCUGACAAUUAUUAUAUUUUAAUUUGAAUUCAAAGCUUGUGUC